AUGACUGCCGAAGAGCUACAGCUCAUAGACCAAGAAAUUUUUACCAUUCAACAGAAACAAGCCAUCCACAAGGUUUUCCAUCUGGGCGGUCCAGAUUAGUUCUUAAGCACUUUGUUUAUGGUCCCCAAAAGAGUGGGGGCCACAGACCAGUGGUGAACCUCAAGGGUCUAAACCACUUUGUAGAGUACAAACAUUUCAAAGUGGAAGGUGUACCAAUCCUCAAAAAUCUCCUAAAACCAAAGGAUUUCUUGACCAAAAUAGACCUAAAAGAUGCCUACCUCACUGUUCCAAUUUGGAAACAACACCAGAAAUUCCUCCAGUUUAUAUGGCGGGACAAUGUGAGAGUUUGCAUCAUUAAACAACAGCCAUAAUAACUUCCACAGAAAUUACAUGACCAGGAUAUUUCCACAAAUACACAUUUUUUUGGAUGAAACAAAAUUGCCAAUUUAAUCUGAGGAGUGCCACACAAACCAUGUGGCACAUGUUAAUUAAUUGAUCUUUACAUCCCAUGGGAUGCACACCAUGAAUUAUUUUGAGUCUCUGGGGAUUUUUAUGGGUUACAAUUUGGUAUUUCAGAGCAAGAAUGAUGCUAAUCCAUAACAGGAAAAAAAACACUUGUUAAGCAUCAUGGACACAGAAUGCAGAAGUAACAGAAUCACCAACUUCUCAAAAAGGCCAUCUGGAAAGAAGCGUUUUGUAAUGAAUACAAGAAUAACAGUUGCAAUGACUCAGAAUACAGAAUACGUCCCAAAAAGGACACAGACGAUGUAA
Molecule: messenger RNA, 771 nt
Organism: Porites evermanni
Lineage: Eukaryota; Metazoa; Cnidaria; Anthozoa; Scleractinia; Poritidae
Source: the annotation of a GenBank genome assembly